This is a messenger RNA of Trichoderma harzianum CBS 226.95, 1521 nucleotides long. RefSeq lists its product as hypothetical. Gene Ontology annotation, cellular component: nucleus. Bases 1 to 1521 code for a protein of 506 amino acids. NCBI's taxonomy places the organism in Eukaryota, Fungi, Ascomycota, Sordariomycetes, Hypocreales, Hypocreaceae. The record is from RefSeq and is a predicted model, not a curated record. The transcript is spliced from 4 exons.
AUGACUACUGGCCCGGGCCUCGAUGCUGCCAUGGGCCGCCCGCGGCAGGACUCGUUUGUCAGCGCCGGCCCGAAGCCCAUCUCCAUGAACAUCCAGAACCGCGACAAUGUCAACCGGAACCGUCGCGAGAGUCUUGCCGGUAGCCUCAUGGGCGGCAUGAGCUGGGGCGGCAUGUCCUUUGGCAGUUUUGUCCGUGAUGACAUCAUGAUGCAAGGCACCUCACCGUUUACGGGCGGCGCCCACCAGUCUCCAUCGUUCCACUCCUCGUCCUACCUGCCGAAGCUCGAGGCCAGUUUUAUGCGUGACUUCACAUGCUGUGGCAAGAUUUUGCCUAACCUGCAUGAUCUGCUUCAGCACUACGAAGAGGCCCAUACACAAGCUAGUCCAGGUGCCGUCAGAAACAGUGCCUUCAACCAAUUUGGUGCACUGGGCAUUCAAGGAUCGCCUAAGAUGCCCAAUUCGAGGACGACCCCGGCGCCUGGCCAAGGCUCACAGCAGUUGGGACAACAGCGCCAGAUGGGCGGCCCUGGUCUCCAGAUUGGCGGUUCUCAGCGGCUCGGCAGCUCCAUGCUACAGAUGUCUACCUCCAUGAGCAACAACAUGAGUGACGAGAUGGAUGCUGUUGCUGAUAUGGAGAUGGACGACGCCCUUGGCACCAUGGACCUGGAUGACAGCCAAAAGAUGCACCAGACCCGGCAGCUAUUUGGCCAGCAACAACGACCGCAACUCAACAUGAACACCUCUGGAAUUACCCAGGGCCUCCGAACGUCGCAGCCGCCCACGCCUGCAGCCCAGAGUUUCGGAUUCCAGAACAACCCUACCGUUUCCUCCGUCAACACCCCUACCCUCAUGACACAACAACAGAUGCCACAGCAGCAGUCUCAGCAGAACGAGGUGGACGAGGAUCUACCCGGCAUGCCCAUGGGUGGUGAUGCCACUGAUCUCGGUGAUAUGACGUUUGGAAACGGCAACAACAAUGACGGCAACGACUCCAAUUUCUGCAUCAACGAUCCUGGCAAGCACCUGUUUAGCCCCAACGGCGCUUUCCCGCAAGGCAACCGAUCUAUACAAGCACAGCUCGCCCAAUUGGGCCUGACCCACGGCCAGUUUGCCGAUCCCGAGGCCAACAAGGUGUUGCUUGCCCGGUUGCAGAGUAUGAUGAUGCCAGAGGAGCACAAGCCCUUCAAGUGCCCCGUCAUCGGCUGCGAGAAGGCGUACAAGAACCAGAACGGGCUCAAGUACCACAAGGCUCACGGUCACCAAACGCAACAGCUGCACGAGAACGGCGAUGGUACUUUCUCCAUUGUGAACCCCGAGACAAGUGCUCCUUAUCCGGGCACCUUGGGAAUGGAAAAAGAGAAGCCCUUCAACUGUGAGACGUGUGGCAAGCGAUACAAGAAUCUCAACGGUUUGAAAUAUCACAAAUCUCACUCUCUUCCCUGCAACCCUGAAUUUAAGCUUCAAGCCCUGGCCGCUGGUCUGAAUUUGCCAGGCAUCGGAGAGGACGUGAUGCUACAGUGA